Messenger RNA from Hippopotamus amphibius kiboko, 2874 nucleotides. RefSeq names its product RELT TNF receptor (gene RELT). Gene Ontology annotation, biological process: amelogenesis; apoptotic process. NCBI's taxonomy places the organism in Eukaryota, Metazoa, Chordata, Mammalia, Artiodactyla, Hippopotamidae. The record is from RefSeq and is a predicted model, not a curated record. The coding region runs from base 225 to 1517 and encodes 430 amino acids. The transcript has 11 exons. Gene Ontology annotation, molecular function: protein binding.
CGGCGAUUCAUUCAAAAGGCGCGCAGCCUGCGCGGCCGCCCGUGCGCUCGCCGAGCCGGGCCCGGGUGCCGCGUCGACCCGGGAGCUGGGCUGCUGGAGCUGCCGCGGGGCGGCCAGCCCCGUCCUGGAAGCAGUGCUGGGAGGACAGCAGCUGCCUGCCUGUCCCGUCUCCGGCUGGGCCUCCCCUCGUCUGCCCCAGGCUGGCGACCCGCUAGGGCCUGAGGAUGAAGCUGAGCCCAGCGCACUGGCCCCUGUCCUGCCUCCUCGUGCUGCUUCCCUGGCCUCUGGCCACUGCAACAUCAACAACCCCUUGGCAGUGCCCACCCGGCGAGGAGCCCAACCUGGAACCAGGGCAGGGCACAUUAUGCAGGUCAUGCCCCCCAGGCACCUUCUCAGCUUCCUGGGGCUCUAGCCCGUGCCAGCCCCACUCCCGUUGCAGCCCUCGAGGGAGGCUGGAGGCCCAGGUGGGCACGGCAACGCAAGACACACUAUGUGGAAACUGCCAGCCCGGGUGGUUUGCCCCUUCAGAGGUCCCCCGUGUUCCCUGUCAGCCGUGCUCCUGGACACCCCUGGGUACUCGCGGCUGUUAUGAGCGGGCGCGACGGGCCCGCCGUGGCGUGGAGGUGGCGGCAGGGGCAAGCGGCACAGGGGAGACGCGGCAGCCUGGGAACGGCACGCGGGCAGGCAGCCCCGAGGAGACGGCCGCCCAGUACGCGGUUAUUGCCAUCGUGCCUGUCUUCUGCCUCAUGGGGCUGCUGGGCAUCCUGGUGUGUAACCUGCUCAAGCGGAAGGGCUACCACUGCACGGCCCACAAGGAGGUCGGGCCUGGCCCUGGAGGUGGAGGCAGCGGGAUCAACCCUGCCUACCGGACGGAGGACGCCAAUGAGGACACCAUUGGGGUCCUGGUGCGCCUGAUCACAGAGAAGAAAGAGAACGCGGCGGCCCUGGAGGAGCUGCUGAAGGAGUAUCACAGCAGACAGCUGGUGCAGACCAGCCACGGGCCUCUGCCCAGGCUGCCGCCCGGCCCACCCAGCAUGCCGCACGUCUGCCCGCAUGGCCACCACCUCCACACCGUGCAGGGUCUGGCCUCGCUCUCCGGCCCCUGCUGCUCCCGUUGCAGCCAGAAGAAAUGGCCCGAGGUGCUGCUGUCCCCUGAGGCUGCAGCUGCCACCACUCCUACUCCCAGACCCCUGCCCAACCCGGCCAGGGCUCCCAAGGUCGGGGCCAAGGCAGCACGCCAGGGCGAGAUCACCAUCUUGUCUGUGGGCAGGUUCCGCGUGGCCCGAAUUCCUGAGCAGCGGACGCAUUCAGUGGCCUCUGAGGUGAAGACCAUCACAGAGGCCAGGCCCUCAGGGGGUGAUCUCCCUGACUCCCCACGACCUGGCCUCCCCAGCGAGCAGCGGGCACUGCUGGGACGUGGUGGAAGCCACACUACGUGGAUGAAGUCCCCAGCAGAGAACAAGGCCGAGGAGAACCGCUAUGUGGUCCGGCUAAGUGAGAGCAACCUGGUCAUCUGAGGGGCUGUCUCUGAGGACGCUGCAGCCCUGCCCUGCGAGGUCCCGAAGGCUUCCUGGAGGAGGCAGAGCUGCAGCUGGGCCAGUGAGGAUCCAGAAUGGCCCAGCGGACAAAACCACCAAGGCCAAGGCCUGGAGGUGGGAGGCAGGCCGGCCGGCCGGCGGGUGCCUCGUGCAGGAGCAGGUUGAGAGCCCCUCCCAUCUCUGCCGCCCAUUCCCUUCCCUGCAGGAGGUCCCUGAUCCUGUGCCCUGCCCUGGCCGGAUCCUAGGCGCCCGUAGGAACCUCUGCACCACCGCGUGGCUAGGCCGUAGUGCUGGGGAGGGGCCCUCUACCUGGCACCCCUGGCCUCACGCCUUGGUGAUUAGCCACCCUUUGCCUCUGUAGAGGGGACCUCGCCCUCCUUUUCUGACAGGUCUUGUAAAGGGAGGGGUCAACAAACAGCUGUGGGCUGGGAACUGAGUUCCUGAGUUACAAUCCUGGGCAGGCCCCAGCCAUUACUGGGUCCCAGUUCUUCUGACUGUGAAGCAGGGAGAGAGUGGCAUAUCGGUGCUCAGGGCCUUCCAGCAUCUUGCAGGCUCUGGGCUGGGUCCUGUGGAUGGAGAGCUUGACUCCUUGCCACCCCUACCACUAGCAGCUUUAUCUGGCCCCAUCUUGCUGCUUCAGGGCCUCCACCUUUAAGGCUCCCACGGCUCUGCCUACAGAAGGGGCUUAAUGCAUGUGCCCACCCCUGCCGUUUUUACUGACAUUGAAAAAACAGACUUGACCUGGGCAACGCUGUGGUACAGAGCCCCAGCCUGUCCGGCCACCCCCAAGAUCUCAGGCACUUCGGAGGGAAGGGGGUGUGUGAUGGGGCUGGAGAGGGGCCUCUGGCCUCGGUGGUUUCUGUGUCCCUGUGGUGUUGGUGUGUCUGUCCCCUGGCCUGGGCCGUGCAGGCGACGGCCCAGCCCGUCUCCACUCUGGCUCAGCAGCCUUGUUAUUUAUGUGGGGCUGUGCAGGCAUGGCCCACUGCUGUCCCCGUUUAUUUAUUGAAACUUUGCUAUUGUCCCAUCCUUGUGUCUCCAUGUUCAUCCAUUUGUUGAAUAAUAAAAGGUGGCAAAGUAGUGUCAUUAGAAGCUUCUUUUCCCUGUGUCUCUUCUCAGGUCUGCCCAUUCACUGAAUAGUUCUGUGUCGGGCUCCGUGUGUGGGACAGGCCAGCCCUCUGCUGGCAGUGCCUGCAGUGUGGCAGGUGGACCCUGGGCAGCAGGUGACGUGGGGCCGGAGGAGGCCUCUCAGGUCAUCUGGUUCUCACUGAAGGCCCUAGAGGCAAUGCUGUCCAACAGAAAUAAAGUGUGUGCCACGUAUGGAAUCAAAAUUUUUCUA